AUGCUCCUCCUCCAAGCGCUGGGCUCCAACGGUUCCGGCCAGCUAGGCAUAGGCCACAAGGACGACGUCUCCACGGCACAGAAUGUACUGUUGCCGUCUUCACUAACCGCCAGUAACACCGGUACCCACCCAGCGAAACCCCAGCCCCAUGCCAAACUCAUCGUGGCAGGGGGCAACCACACCCUACUGCUGCUCUCCUCCGGCGAGUUGUUCUGGACCGGCGACGCCUCCAGCGGCGCAUGCGGCCCCUUCCCGGACGCCAAUGAUCCCGAGACAACGCCCACAUUCCGCCCCGUACAUCUCGGUCCUCACCUACCGGAGGGAACCAAGGUUGAGCUAGCAGCAGCGACCUGGGCAGCCAGCGUGGUGGUAGUUGCCCCGCCCACGCCAGUCGACGGGGCAAGCACAACAAGCGCCACCACCACUACUCCCAGCGUCUACUCAUUUGGCUCAGGGGAUCGGGGCGAACUGGGACUCGGGCCGGGAACGGCUCGCGUGUGCGAGGCGACGCAGAUCCACAACUUUCCGCCUGUCGGCACGCAUGUGAUAGACCUGGUGGCGUCCAUGGGGCAUGUUGUUGCAGUGCUCAGCAACGGGGAGGCUUGGGGGUGGGGGAACGGACGGAAGGGGCAGCUUGGGUCGCCAGCGACGGCGGCGGUGCACGCUCCGCGACGGAUCCAGGGGGUCAAUUUCAGGGUUAUCAAGGCCGUUUGCGGGCGGGAGUUUACUUGUCUCUUCGGCGCGCCGGAGAAGGGGGACAUGGCUGUGCUGGGGUCGGACAAGUGGGGCGUCCGAUCGCAGGCUCCAGGUCCAGAGAGCUUGGCCGGGUGGAAGGAAGUGGGCGCGGGUUGGGGCUGUGUGUUCGUGCUAAAAGAGGACGGUAUGUUGCUCAGCUGGGGGAGAAAUGAUCACGGGCAACUAGCCCCCGAAUGUCUCCCACGCAUCAGGAGCAUUGCUGUCGGCAGCGAGCAUACGCUGGCAUUGACUGAGGAAGGCGAUGUCCUGGCCUGGGGCUGGGGAGAACACGGAAACUGCGGCCCAGUGUGCGAUGUUGACAAGGGCAAGGGGCACAGAAAUCGGAUCGCCUCGACCAAGGCUACCCUAGCCGCACAGGGAGCUGAAAUUACGAUGCUUGGUGCCGGUUGCGCAACAAGCUGGGUUGUCAUGGAGAAGGUCACCUAA
Messenger RNA from Canariomyces notabilis, 1182 nucleotides. RefSeq names its product RCC1/BLIP-II. NCBI's taxonomy places the organism in Eukaryota, Fungi, Ascomycota, Sordariomycetes, Sordariales, Chaetomiaceae. The record is from RefSeq and is a predicted model, not a curated record. Bases 1 to 1182 code for a protein of 393 amino acids. The transcript has a single exon.